Lagopus leucura (white-tailed ptarmigan) is the source of this 3835-nucleotide messenger RNA. RefSeq names its product DNA primase subunit 2 (gene PRIM2). Bases 829 to 2355 code for a protein of 508 amino acids. The transcript is spliced from 16 exons. Gene Ontology annotation, cellular component: alpha DNA polymerase:primase complex. Gene Ontology annotation, biological process: DNA replication, synthesis of primer. Lineage: Eukaryota; Metazoa; Chordata; Aves; Galliformes; Phasianidae. The record is from RefSeq and is a predicted model, not a curated record.
CUGAAGCUGUAUUUAUGGUGGUUGGACAGGAUGUUUGUGUUAACUGCUUGGUCACUGCUGUUCUGCACAGGAAAGUAGCUGAGUUCUGCUGAUCUUCCGCAUGAAGCAGGUUAAAUUUUUACCUAACUUCAGACAACUGAGGAUCAGUACUCAGCAACAGAUGGGGAAAAAAGAAAGAGUAAUGCAACAACAACAACAAAGACCUGGAUCUGUUCAAACUGUCCAAAUGAUCCCUGGCAUAGGCCUGGCCCAGAGCAAGUGGCACACUUCAUUCUGGGUAGCAUGAACACAGCAUUACUCUCGAGCAAUUUGUACGAUGUGGCCGCCUUGUUUUCAAGAGUGGGUUGCUAGCCUGAGGCACUGAUUUUCCUCACUUUGUGGCUAUAACCUCAAUGCCAGUUCUGACUGUCCAUCCGUGGGCAAUCUGAAUUGUUCACAAGACAAUCCACCAACUUCUAUUUGGUUGGUUGGUUCCAACACGAGUUGGAAUUGGCUGGAUGAUCACAUUCAAAGAGCUGCCAUUAACGGCUCAACAUCCGGGCUGAGACCAGUGAGGAGUGGUGUCCUCGGGAGUGAGUACUGGGACCAGUAUUGACGAUGACACCAAGCUGAGCGGUGCAGCUGACACACUGAAGGGAUGCCAUCCAGAGGGACCACGAUGGGCUUAAGAGAGAACCUCACGAAGUUCAAUCAGGCCAAGGUCUACGCCUUGCUGUGCCUCACUGCAGCCUCGGGGACUGCAAGUUCAGCCUUCCCUCUGCAGGCGCUGGGAAAACUACCAUAGAGUUCCUUCCGCGGCUAGAGAGCCCACAGACGACAUGGCCGCCUAUGGAGUUCAGCAGCAGAGCGCGGCAGCGGCACCUGAGGCUGGCGGGGGACAGGCGGGAGCCGUACCCCCACAGCCUGCAGUUCUACCAGGAGCCCCCCACCGAGAGCAUCUCGCUGGUCGAGUUCGAGAGCUUCGCCGUGGACCGCCUGAGGCUGCUCAAGGUAGUUGAAAACCUUGGUGUGAGCUAUGUAAAAAGUGGUGAUGCGUACAAAGCUAAGCUGGAGGCUGAGCUCCGGAAACUUAAGUUUCCCUACAGAGCUUUGGCUGAGGAUGAUUAUGAUGCAAGAAGAAAGGAUCAUAUUUCUCAUUUCAUAUUGCGCCUUGCUUACUGUCAGUCUGAGGAACUCAGACGUUGGUUUCUUCAACAAGAAAUGGAUCUGUUCCGAUAUCGCUUCCACGAACUGACUGAUGGCCUGAGGCAGAAAUUCUUGGAUCAUGUUAACUUAUCAUUUGAAGCUAUUAGUGAAGACCUGAAAAAUGAAUUGGCAAAUGAGCUGUUUAUGUCAACUCCUGGCCUCAGUAUGACUAAAGUAAAAGAGCAAAUGUUCUAUAAGGUUGGACUGUCAGAUGCUGUUGAUCUGUUUAGAGCAAGAAGAGUGUUUAUUAAAGAUGGAUUUGCAUUUGUGCCACUGAAGGACAUUGAUGCUAUUGUUUUGAAUAACUAUAGAAAAAACUUAUCUAAAGCACUGGCGCUGACAGCACGAUCACUGCCUUCCAUACAGUCUGAUGAGAGACUACAACCACUGCUUAAUCAUCUCAGCCAUUCUUACGUUGGCCCAGAUUACAGCGUACAAAAAAACACUGGAAAAAUUGCUCUAGAGCACAUUGAUGCUCUUUCUGUGAAAUCAUUCCCUCUUUGCAUGCGCCAGUUGCACAAAGCCCUACGUGAGAACCAUCACCUCCGUCAUGGAGGCCGUAUGCAAUAUGGACUUUUCUUAAAAGGCAUUGGUUUGACUCUAGAACAGGCACUGGAGUUUUGGAAGAAGGAAUUUAUCAAAGGAAAAGUGGAUGCAGACAAGUUUGACAAAGGAUACGCGUACAGCAUUCGCCACAACUAUGGGAAAGAAGGAAAGAGAACAGACUAUACCCCAUACAGCUGCAUGAAGAUUAUCAUGUCCAAUCCACCAAGUCAAGGGGAUUACCAUGGAUGCCCAUUCCGCCACAGCGAUCCUGAGCUACUGAAGCAGAAGCUACAGUCGUACAAGGUUCCUCCCAGUGGAGUAACUCAGAUCCUGGAAUUGGUGAAGGGCAUGCAUUACCAGCUGGCGUGUCAGAAGUACUUUGAAUUGACACAUGAUGUUGAUGACAUUGGAUUUUCUUUGAAUCAUCCUAAUCAGUAUUUUGCAGAAAGUCAAAGGAUAUUAAGUGGUGGUAGAGAAAUGAAGAAGGAACCGAGUCAUUUGGGAAACUCUCAACAAAGAAAUAAUAGUCAGGAAAGCGUGAAUUCAAAUUCUACUCCCACCACUUCAAAUAUGACUACUGAUGCAGAGCUGGAGGGACUGGAGGCAUACUUCACUGAAGAUUAAGCAACUAUGGUAGCUUUUUUCUUUUUCUGUUCUUAACUGAAUUAAUGCUUUUACUAAGAAACAUGCACUUCACUACUUAGAAGACACAAGCAUUUAGCAAUUAGUGUAGGCUGAUGGAAAAGGAAGAAUGAUGCUGAAGCUGUAAUCACGUGCAGUGCUUACUGUUGUUGCUGUAGAAUACUAUUGCAUAGGGCAUCUUGAAGGAUGGGAAAUGGGAAAUUCCUUCCCAUUUCUUAGGUGCCUUUUGCCUGACUUGCCUUUUUUGAUUUUGUUUAAGAUGUAUAAUUAUUUUAUCCUGUUUUGUGGUCAUUUUUGUAUAUUAUUAAUAAAUAAAUUGCAAGAUAAAAAAUUGCAGUAUUUUAUUUUUAGCUGUCUUUAUAUGGCAAUUAAGUGAGACUUCUUCCUUGAUCUUAACUACCUUCUGAAGCAGUGAACAUGUUUUCUACACGAGGAGCUGAAGGAAAUCAGCUUCCUAAUUCGUGUACCUCAGCACUGAAUUUCAAGAACUUGUUAAUGUGCUUGAGGUAGAACCUAGCUAGGGUGUGCAUGUUACCUGUGUAGUUGUUAUGCUAAAGGCUUUAUUCUUUGCAGCAGCUGACUGAUUCAAACUAUUAAUGGUGUAAUUGGACUUUUUCUUUUAUUACUAUGAAGAUUUUGGACAAACCUUCAGUCUUUGCUUCUUGUAUGUUGUAUGUUCAUUUAAGGGCAUGUAACUUUCACAUACCUGGUGCAACACUGGGUGUUAAAAAAAAAUAUAUCUUUUGUUGCUAGAAGAGGAUUGACUAGUAGGGUUCACUGUUCCUUAAAUUAUUCCUGAUUUAAUUAAUGACUGCUCUGUGUAAAGUACCAGAAUCUUACUCCUUGAAUACCAUAUAUUCAAAGGAGUUGUAGAAAUCCAUCCUGAAAAAGGCUGCACUCCAGAUACUGAAGAUUGAAGCAGCAAGGAGUUACAGACAGUGAUGCUGGUGAAGCACCAGACAGCACUCCACUGAUGUGUGGGACUGUUGGACUCCAUUGAUGGUGAAGGAUUCUAUGGAAUCCACAGAUGAUUGAAGGAUUUUCACCUGAAGGUUUUGAAGUGCCUUUGUAAGUCAUGACAGUGCUCUAAUUUUGAAUUUAUUCUGCCCUAACUCUCCCAAAUGAUGACAUUGUCACUUUAAUCACAUUGCAAUUAAAAUUCUUAGCACUUUCCUUACCUUUACUCUGAAAUCUGUUACGUUGGGAAUGGGGGCUCCCUGUUUAUAUAUCUUCAUUGAUUGUUACAUUAGUAGAAUAUAAUUAUUUUUAGGAAUUCAAACAUAGAAUUUAAAAUAGGUCUCUGUUACAGGGAAGAAUAUAACCUCACUUAUCCUCUGUUAAGUGGAUAAAUCUUAAUCUAGAAUGCAAUGAACAUAACAUUAUUUGACCUUCACUAGUUUACUGCUGGUUUAUGUCUCAGCUCAAAUGACUUUGAACUGUAUUUUCUAUUUUCUUCCCUUUU